Aphis gossypii (cotton aphid) is the source of this 638-nucleotide messenger RNA. RefSeq lists its product as uncharacterized. NCBI's taxonomy places the organism in Eukaryota, Metazoa, Arthropoda, Insecta, Hemiptera, Aphididae. The transcript has 3 exons. The record is from RefSeq and is a predicted model, not a curated record. Bases 125 to 409 code for a protein of 94 amino acids.
GUUAUGAUAAAAAUAUUAAAAAAAUAAUCGGAUACGGCCGAUACGGGUUGGAAAAAAAUUACCGCGGACGAGAAAGACGAGUUUUCCAAAUUUCACGCCGUUUUUACAUCGGAGUGACUUCAAAAUGUGGUACGAAGCCUUACCUUCCGCUAUCAUCGUAUAUGUGCUGUUAAACAUACCCGACAAGAUCAACUCUCUGUCGAAUAAAUUAGUUUACGAUAACGUUUACAAACGUGAUGUUAGUCAACCUUGGCUUCAAAGAUAUUAUGCUAGAGAUUGGGAAUUAACUGGUGAUCCAUAUAAGGCACAAGGCCUUGAAUGUUUACCAAAUAAGCCUACAGUUACUGGAAUUGAUUGGCAUAAAUAUGGAAAAGGACCAAACCAUUCAUUCUAUGGAACUAAACUGUAAUAAAAAUUAAUUAACUUUAAAAAUGAAUUGUAGCUAUAAUAAAUGUUUUAGAAAGUUGUAUAUGGAAAUUGUGAAAACUAUAUAUCUUACUAAGUAUAAUUCAUAUGUAAUAUAAUACUGAAAUAUAUUCUGUAUAUAUUUCAAUAGUUUAUAUUUUCUUUUAUUUCAAUGAACUUAUUCAUUGAUGUAAUAUAAAUAAUUAACAUAAUUAUAUAACUGUAAUAAAAUA